Messenger RNA from Amborella trichopoda, 2015 nucleotides. RefSeq names its product zinc finger protein GAI-ASSOCIATED FACTOR 1. The record is from RefSeq and is a predicted model, not a curated record. Gene Ontology annotation, cellular component: nucleus. Gene Ontology annotation, molecular function: DNA-binding transcription factor activity. Lineage: Eukaryota; Viridiplantae; Streptophyta; Magnoliopsida; Amborellales; Amborellaceae.
GCAAUGGUCCCAGCUCUGGUUGAAGAGGAAACACAGGAGAACUUCCCCACUUCACCAUGCAUGUUCAAACAAGACUUUUCUCUCUCUAGAAGAGCAAAAUAUAGCCUACAACUUUCUCUCUCAUCUCAAUUUUCAGAACCUCCAUAGCUAUGGAGGGAAACUCUAUAGCUACCUCUUUGUUCCAUGCAUGAGAGAGCACUCCAGUUAAGACUUCAAAGAAAAAAGUGCCUCUCUCUCUCUCUCUAUAGAAGGAAAGAAUGUCAAACAUCACAGGUGAAGGGAGUUUCUCUUCUGGAGAAGAGAUUAACACAGUGCAUGAGCAACAGAGUGUUCACAACGUAUCGAUGACACCUGUUUACGAUCAGAGUAACAGUAAUGGCUCUGGUUCACAGCCUGUGGUCACAACGAAGAAGAAACGAAACCUACCAGGAACUCCAGACCCAACAGCUGAGGUGAUUGCAUUGUCCCCAACAACUCUAAUGGCAACAAACAGGUUCAUAUGUGAGAUAUGUAACAAAGGUUUUCAAAGGGACCAAAACCUGCAACUCCAUAGAAGAGGUCACAACCUUCCAUGGAAGCUAAGGCAAAGAACAAGCACAGAGAUAAGGAAGAGAGUGUACAUCUGUCCUGAGACUACUUGUGUUCACCAUAACCCAAGUCGAGCACUUGGAGACCUCACUGGCAUAAAGAAACACUUUUGUCGAAAACACGGAGAGAAGAAAUGGAAGUGUGAUAAGUGCUCAAAGAAGUAUGCGGUCCAGUCAGACUGGAAGGCACAUACGAAGACUUGCGGCACCAAGGAAUAUAAGUGCGACUGUGGAACCAUAUUCUCGAGGAGAGACAGCUUCAUAACACACAGAGCCUUCUGCGAUGCCCUUGUAGAGGAAAACACAAAGCUCAACCAAGGCCUGGCGACAAUGGGGGCAACCAACCUACAAGGCCAAGUGUCCGAACUCAUGUCAUCCAUGGCCAUGCCACCCUCCAUGGCAAUGAGCACAACAGACUCCAUAAUGGGAACUGGCCUCUCAGACUUCACUAACCAAGAUACCAAGAACCCACUGAAACCCUUAUCACCCCAUGAACUGAUGCCAAUGCCCCUUAAAACUCUGCCAAACAUCAUCUUCUCAACAAGCUCCUCUGGUUCAAUGUUUAGCCCUAGGGCUAGCAGCAUGUCACUGAACAUGAACCAAGGAGCGGCUCACAUGUCGGCUACUGCAUUGUUGCAAAAGGCGGCUCAAAUGGGUGCAACCGCGAGCUCAAACAUUGGACCCCCGGUCAUACCAAGAACCUUUCCUGGUCAGCUCAUCACUCAAUCCGAUCAAACCCAGCUUCUUGGCAUAGAUACUGGGUUCUCGAGCUUUGGGUCCAAAAAACCAUUAGAGAUGAACUCUUCACAGUUCUUUGAUCCUCCUUCUGAGAUGAGUGACAUGGGGGUCUUCUCUACCAGUGCUGGGCUGUUCAUGGGGGAUCACAACCAGUAUCAGAAGGGCUUGGGGUCUGAGAACAACAGUGCUUCAAAUUUGAGUGAUAAUAACUCGUUCUUGAAUUCGAGAAACCAGGUCCAAGGAGCAUUAAAGAUGGGGAGAUUUGGGAGGGGAAGUGAGAUUGGGUCUGAUAGGAAUGGAGAUAGAAUGACUGUGGAUUUCUUGGGGGUUGGUGGAAAUAUGCAUAAUUUCCAUCAUGGCCAGUCUUCUGUGGGGAAACCCAUAUGGGAGGUCUAGGAGUUUUCAAUAAAAUGAUCUCUGCUUUGAUGUUUGUUCAUGUUCAAAUGGGAGUCCUCAUCAAGAGUUUUCAAGGCACAACUGAAGUCUUCAUCUAAAUUUCAGUUAACCAUCAACUGCAUACACUACCGGAACAAGAGCAACCCUGUCGAAUUUCUUCAAAGAAUCAUUGUUCUCAUAAGGCAAUUGAAGUAUUGAACUCCAUCAAAGAGGGCCAUUUACUUUUGUUACAUAAAGGUUGCAAUCAUUUUUCGCCGUUGGAUGUGAAAUUCAAUAGAUUGAAGUGUCUUGUAA